Molecule: messenger RNA, 1726 nt
Organism: Cornus florida
Lineage: Eukaryota; Viridiplantae; Streptophyta; Magnoliopsida; Cornales; Cornaceae
Exons: 1
Coding region: 485-1522 (345 amino acids)
Biological process (GO): transmembrane transport
Source: RefSeq, a predicted model, not a curated record
AUUACUCUGUCCCCUCUCUCUCUCUCUCUCUCUCUCUCUCUCUCUGGGGCUUUCAGUUAAAGCUCGCUCUCACCACUCAGCUCAUCGAAGAACCCCUAUAUCCAUCCGCCGCCGUUAUCAUUUCUCUCUCUCUACACUCUCUCUCUCUAAAACUCAGAUCCAAUUCUCCAAACGAUGUUCUGAAGACCAUGAUUUCGGUAAGAAUCUUAGCUCAAUCCAAGAAAUGUUCGAUCUGUUUAUGGUAACCCACUUUCGAUCUCAAAUCUGUUUGCGCAAAAGAAAAAAAUAAUUAAACCAAAUCCACACAUACAUAUACAUAUAUACUCCAUAAAGAUAGAACUGUUGUAUGAUCUUGGAAUUUUAGAAUUAGGGUUUGUUGUCUGUUUUCUUGAUUUUGUAUAGUUAGGGUUUUAGAUGUUAAGGACUUUCGAAUACUAUUUCUAGUUUAGGAAUUAAAAGUUAGAGAAUUUGAAAAGUGGCAAAGAUGAGUUUGAGGGCAGCGGAGGAUGAUUCGGCGUCGGAAAUUCAUCUUCCGGCCGAGAUUGAUUGGGAGAUGCUCGACAAAUCCAAGUUCUUCUUCCUCGGCGCAGCCCUGUUUUCCGGCGUCUCGGCCACUCUGUACCCGAUCGUGGUUCUGAAGACGCGGCAACAGGUGGCGCUGAGCAGAAUUUCGUGCUUCAAUGCCGCCUUUUCGAUACUCCGGUACGAAGGGUUGAGAGGGUUUUACAAGGGAUUUGGGACUUCACUGAUGGGUACAAUCCCAGCUCGAGCUCUUUACAUGGCGGCGCUCGAGGUUACGAAGAGCAAUGUCGGAACUGCCUCUGUGAAACUAGGGUUUUCAGAGGCAACUGCAGCCACUGUGGCGAAUGCUGCCGCGGGUUUAAGUGCUGCCAUGGCAGCACAGUUGGUGUGGACACCCAUUGAUGUAGUGAGCCAGAGGCUUAUGGUUCAAGGUGGCCCCAAUUCCAUCACUUCCUCUGUUAGCACCUAUAGAUACAAUGGUGGAAUCGAUGCGUUUCAAAAGAUUAUCUAUACAGAUGGAUUGAGAGGGCUAUACAGGGGAUUUGGGAUAUCCAUAUUGACAUAUGCCCCUUCAAAUGCAGUGUGGUGGGCAUCUUAUUCAAUGGCCCAUAGAUUCAUUUGGGGUGGGGUUGGUUACCAUUGUUGUAGGAAAGAUGAGAGUGUUGGUGGAGGGAGUGGUGGUUUUAGGCCGGAUGCGAAGGUGGUGCUGGCGGUGCAGGGGUUGAGCGCCGCCAUGGCAAGUGGGUUUUCUGCGUUGGUUACAAUGCCACUAGAUACAGUCAAGACUAGAUUGCAAGUUCUGGAUGUAGAAGGGAGUGGGCGUAGGCCGCCAACGAUUGUUCAAACCGUGAGGAAUUUGGUGAAGGAAGGUGGAUUGGGUGCUUGUUACCGAGGCUUGGGUCCAAGGUGGGCUUCAAUGUCCAUGUCUGCAACCACCAUGAUCACCACCUACGAGUUUCUCAAACGGCUAUCUACUAAGAAUCAAGAGAGCUUCACUUGAUGAGCAUGAGCAUUGGGCAGAGGAGGAGAAGCAAAAGGAAGGAAGAAAUGUUUUGUUUCUUGUCACCCUUUUCAAUUUUCUUAACCUAUCUACCGUUGGUGUAACUUGCCACUCUCAUGGGCAUACUAAUGUAUAUUUUUGUAUAAAUAUGUAGCAUGUUUCCUUUUGUUUCAAGUCUCUAAUAAUAAUGUCUUUUAUGUCUCA